This is a messenger RNA of Macrosteles quadrilineatus (aster leafhopper), 2610 nucleotides long. It is a transcript of the gene Prp40, whose product is annotated as pre-mRNA-processing factor 40 homolog B. The record is from RefSeq and is a predicted model, not a curated record. Gene Ontology annotation, biological process: mRNA cis splicing, via spliceosome. The coding region runs from base 109 to 2526 and encodes 805 amino acids. The transcript is spliced from 18 exons. Gene Ontology annotation, cellular component: U2-type prespliceosome; U1 snRNP. Gene Ontology annotation, molecular function: protein binding; RNA binding. NCBI's taxonomy places the organism in Eukaryota, Metazoa, Arthropoda, Insecta, Hemiptera, Cicadellidae.
AUUUUAAAUGACAAUACAUUUUGCGUAAAAGUAUCUAGACCUGUCCCAUAUUAUUUUCAAGUGGUUUUCAGUUCCAUCAGCUUGAGAUAUUGGUUCCUCUUGUCUUAAAUGAACCCUCCUGAUGACAUGGUUGGACCCCCUGGUAAGUUUGGGCCGGGUGGUCCAUUUCCCCCUAUGCCAGGACUUCCUCCCCGUGGACCACCUCCUAUUGGUGGGUUUGGCGGAGGACCACCACCCUCUUUCAUUCCACCCCCCAUGAUGCCCGGGGAUAUGCAUCUGCCACCAAGACCUCCUAUGGCUCCCCCAUUUGGUCUACCUCCACCACCAUUUGGUUUUGGGCCUCCUCCAGGAGAAGCACCCAUACCAACAGACACUCCUGAAAGUCCAGGAAUCUCUUCAGCUUUGGGGUCAGUUUCUGAUGAAGGAAAAGACAAAAAGAAAACUGAUUGGACUGAACACAAGGCACCUGAUGGAAGGAUUUACUACUACAACACUGCCACCAAGCAAAGUCUUUGGGAAAAACCCAAUGAACUUAAGACUCCUGCUGAACUGUUACUCUCCCAGUGUCCAUGGAAGGAAUACAAAUCAGAAACCGGGAAGACAUAUUACCAUAAUGUGACAACCAAAGAAUCACGGUGGACGAUUCCUAAGGAACUGGAGGAUCUCAAGACCAAAAUUGCACAAGAAGAAGCUUUAAGUAAAACAUCAAUGUCUAAAGGAAGUUCUACUACUUCAACAAGUCAUUCGAGUUCGUCGUCUGCCCUGGACCAGGCAGUGGCGGCUACCCUAGCAGCUAUCAGUAUUCCUACUCCUCCAGCCAAUAUCAACGAGGACAGCAUGUCAUCUCUGAAGUCUGCCUCGGAUAGUCGAACUAGCACACCAGAGCCCAACAAACUGGUCUACAAGGAUAAGAAGGAAGCUAUUGAGGCUUUCAAGGAACUUUUAAAGGAAAGAGAUGUCCCUAGUAAUGCGUCUUGGGAACAAGCUGUCAAGCUGAUUGCUUCCGACCCUCGAUAUCCACAUCUCAAACACCUAAAUGAGAAGAAACAAGCAUUUAAUGCUUACAAAACACAGAAACUCAAAGAAGAAAAAGAAGAACAAAGGAUGAGAGCUAAGAAAGCCAAAGAAGACCUGGAAGAGUUUUUAAUGACCACUGACAAAAUGACAUCUACAACUCGUUAUUAUCGAUGCAUGGAAAUAUUUGGGGAACUAGAUCUUUGGAAAAAUGUACCAGACUCUGAGAGAAGAGACAUAUACGAUGACUGUGUGUUCAACUUAGCCAAGAGAGAAAAAGAAGAAGGAAAAGCUCGUAAAAAGCGAAACAUGCGCCAAUUGGCAUCCAUAUUGGACGCCAUGUUGGCCAUUGAUCAUCGCACAACAUGGCAAGAAGCACAACAGAUGCUGUUAGACAACCCCAACUUUGUCGAUGAUGCUAGUUUACUUGGUAUGGACAAGGAAGAUGCACUAAUAGUUUUUGAAGAUCAUAUAAGAGAAAUGGAAAAAGAAGAAGAGGAAGAAAAGGAACGAGAAAAGAAAAAAGUGAAGCGGCAGCAGAGGAAGAACAGGGAUAAUUUUGGCAUGUUAUUGGAUGAACUCCAUGAGCAAGGCAAGCUGACCUCCAUGUCUCUCUGGGUGGAGUUGUACCCUAUCAUUAGUGCAGACCUCAGGUUUUCUGCGAUGCUGGGACAGCCAGGCUCGACGCCGUUAGAUUUGUUCAAGUUUUACGUAGAAGACUUGAAGUCGAGGUUUCAUGACGAAAGAAAAAUUAUUAAAGAAAUCCUCAAAGAGAAAGGGUUUGAUGUUGAGGUAUCCACUACUUUUGAAGAGUUUGCGACUGUAGUAUGUGAAGACAGAAGAUCAGCCACCUUAGACGCUGGUAAUGUGAAGCUGACGUAUAAUGCUCUUCUGGAAAAGGCCGAGGCGAGAGAGAAAGAACGCCAGAAGGAGGAGAACCGUCGUCUGCGCAAGCUAGAGUCUGCAUUCCGUGUGUUGCUGCGAGACUUAGACGUGGACUAUCACAGCAAUUGGGACGAGCUGCGGGACAAGCUGGCAGACCACGAGGCCUUCAGAGCCAUCGGCAUAGAGUCUGAACGUCUCAGGAUCUUCAAGGAAUAUCAACAUGAAACAGAAGAAGCCUGUAAUCAUCAUCACUCGAGAUCGAAGAAGUCCAAGAAAAAUAAAAAACAGAAGAAGAGAUCUCGCUCAAGAUCUGGUGGGUCGGACAGUGACUCAGACAGAGGCCAUUCAAAGUCCAGCAAGAAGCGAAGACACAGAUCCAGAAGUGACUCUGAAAGUUCCGACUCUGAUCACAAGCGGAAAAACAAAAGAAAGAAGAGUAAGAAGAAGCGAGGUAGUCGCAGCCCCUCGCCACCAUCAGGAGCUUCGGAUGAAAUGAAAGCAGAAAAAGUUAAAGCGGCCGAAGCGGAAAUGCGCAAGGCCAGUGGAAAGUCUGAGGAACUGAGUGACGAAGAGCUGGAACGUCGAAGGAAGGCUCUCCUAGAACAGCUCAACGCCGAGGCCGAUUAGGCCUCCUCUGUGUUCUUGUAUAUACAGAUUUUAACAACUAACCUUAAAUUAAACAAAGAAAUAAUAAAUGGCUAUUGACAUAUA